Dreissena polymorpha is the source of this 1338-nucleotide messenger RNA. Its product is annotated as cell adhesion molecule DSCAML1-like. NCBI's taxonomy places the organism in Eukaryota, Metazoa, Mollusca, Bivalvia, Myida, Dreissenidae. Gene Ontology annotation, molecular function: protein binding. The transcript is spliced from 6 exons. Bases 1 to 1338 code for a protein of 445 amino acids. The record is from RefSeq and is a predicted model, not a curated record.
AUGGGGAACCAUCAUUCUGUCCUAACAAUUGUAGAUGGACCAACAAUUCCAGUGUUUCACUUCAACGGAACGAAUGUAGAUGUUGCUAUACACGCUCUUUCCGGAACACAAUUCGUUCUUCGAAGUACCAGUAACGGCAAUCCUCACCCAUCAUUUACAUGGACAUAUUCGGGAGGCUCAGCUAUUGGCGAGGAACUUGUUAUUCCUGAGAUUAAACCUUUAAACGAAGGGAAUGUCACAUGCUUAGCAAGGAACGUGAUGUUGUCGUCAUCAGGUGAAACACUAACAACACAUCAGGCGGCUGCAAUUUUCCUUCAUAUUGAUGUCCCAAUAACGCAGGUUGCACUUGUUGGGUCAAAUGCUCGGAAUGCUGUCCUGAAAGAAAACGAUACAUCGACCUUUGAAUGUCAGAGCUCGCCAGGAAAACCUCCUGCAAUAAUUCACUGGUACAAGGACGGUGGGACAAAAGAAAUCAUCGAAGGUGACAUUACACUUAAUGAAUACAACACUACAGCAAUGGCAGAAUUCUCCGUUAAGAGCUUUUUGAAAUAUCAAGCAAAGAGACAAGAUAAUGAAAUGAGUAUAUACUGCACGGCUUCCAAUGUUGGACCAGUGUUUACCUCUCCUCAGCGAUCGAAACUGAUCAUAGUGUCAUUACCGGUUAUCCCGGAGGAACUUGCCAAAACAAAUAUUGGAGCGAAUUCAGUAACAUUAUCGUGGAAGUAUGACUCCGGAAAUCAUAUAUUUCCCAGAUUUAUAAUUGGUAUGAAAGAGUCUGAUUCUGGAUGGACGGAACGCCUUUUACUGGACAUAUCCACAAAUUCAACGAGACUAUCUACUACAUUUACAAUGCUGAACUCUGCAUCUGUUUACUCAGUACGUAUAUAUGCCGAGAAUUCUCUAGGUCGAAGCGCCCCAACACCCGUGGUAUCAUUCACAACACUAUCGUCCUCGAUGACAGAUUCAAGUCAGUCGUUACAUUCAGCACAAUCUACCCAGGUGGGACCUAUUAUUGGAAGUAUUAGCGGAGGAACUGUAUUGGGGAUUUUAUUGGGAAUUGUUGGGACCUGGUUUGUUUUCGUUCGUAAAAACAGGUCAAAAAAGGGCGGAUGCACCGCAUGUUGCAUUUCAGAUAAAACCAACACAUACGAAGCUAAAAUCAGCUCAACCGGUGACGCAACGUACUCUUCAAUCGAUGCCGCUACUCCAGUACAAAGGGAACAUUACUAUGACGAUACCGUAGCUGGUAGAGCACAAGUACCAUCCAAUCCAGUGGAGCUGGAAGGACAGAACGUUAUUGUAACAUUGAAAACAUCGGUAUGCAUACAAUCUGAAUAA